This is a messenger RNA of Daucus carota subsp. sativus, 2540 nucleotides long. RefSeq lists its product as uncharacterized. NCBI's taxonomy places the organism in Eukaryota, Viridiplantae, Streptophyta, Magnoliopsida, Apiales, Apiaceae. Gene Ontology annotation, molecular function: rRNA N-glycosylase activity. The record is from RefSeq and is a predicted model, not a curated record. Bases 292 to 2238 code for a protein of 648 amino acids. The transcript is spliced from 3 exons. Gene Ontology annotation, biological process: negative regulation of translation.
GGUGUUGAACAAACCGCAGCCCUGCGCGCCUCCAGAGCUCCGCCGAGCAGCCCUGCGCGGCGUCCAACUAUUCAACUAUUCAACAUCCAAUUUUUUUUAAAGUUCGAUUUUCCUUUAAUCGAACCGAAUUCGGUUCGGUUUGAAAGACAAGUUCGGUACCGUUUGCUCAGCCCUGUUAGGUGGUAGGAGAAGAGAAAAGAAAAAGGAAAGCGUUUGGAUUCGGUUCGGGUUUAUAGAAGGUGCCGCGGUGCUAGGGUUAGAGUCUUCUUUUCCAACAUUUUCAAAGCUUAUAUGGACAGAAAUACCAAUCCUGAUGCUGCGGGUUCAUCUGGUAAAGAUGAGCUGCGGGUUCAUCUAGAUCUUAACAAACUCGAAGGUGAUGCUUACGGUGAGUUCAUCAAAGGCAUUGUCAAUAUAUAUAAUCCACAAGAAAAAAGACAGAGACUUUGUGACACCGUAGGCAAGCAUGUGCCACGAGAAACUGAAAUAUUUAAAGAAAUGAAUGACCAAAUCGGUUUAUGUUUCGACGGAUGGAAUCUUCCAAAGCUCGAUGACAUGGACGACAACUGCGGUGAAGAUCCUCGUGCACAAACCCCACUUGAAGCGGAAAUCCCUGCUAGUGAAAAGUUUUUUCAAGUAAGGUUAACUUAUGACCAACACAUUUUGGACAUUUUGAUACAAAAAAGUAGUUUGUAUUUAGUCGGGUACAAGUGGAAAUAUAAAUUGAAGGAGGAAGAAGCUAUGCUGAAUCCAGAUGACAAGGCGAAGAUAGAUGACAAUGCUGAUUACUGGAUUAUUCUAAGCGGGGGGUGUUGUAAGGCAGCUGUUCAGUUUGUUGAGGAAUUUCUAACUCCCGAUAAGUAUAAAGAAGUUAAAUUGGGUUCAUCAUAUUUUUCAUUGUUGAGCCCAUUUGAUUCGGAGUUAGAAACAAAGAAGCAAAAGGCACUGGCCAAAAACCUGUACAAGAGAUUGACAGGUAGAUUGAAAAUGUUAAAUGGAGAUGAGAAAACAGACUACAUUGUUGGAAUACUACAAAAACUGAAAACGGAUAUGGCAAAAACGAUAAAAGAAACUAUGCUGGGAGAGGAACUUGAGUCAAAUUGGGAAUGGUUAAUUCCAGAUGAGGAACUAGUGGAUCAGUACAAAAGAGCAGAGUACUUGUUAGAGUGGCUGAGAAAAAGAAAUUAUUCCUUGGAGACGAGUGAACCUGCGGGUGACAAAAAGGCCGAAGAGUUUAAGAAAUUUUGGCGACAGAGAUUUCAAAAGCUAAGAGGGAUAUCAGAUAGGGAUGCCAUGGAAAAGCUUGUAAAAAUGCUGGAAGUGAAACAUAAGCUUUUUCUCAGCCAAAGGCAGAAUGGAACAGAUGAGGAAAAACAAGAAAGUGACUUCAAUCAAUCGCUCAUUCCAUGGGAAACGGAGAUCCGAGAGGCAGUCAAAAUCUUAAGUUCCUUGGGUUAUGAAAUAAUAAUAGAAACGAAAACCGGAGAGACAAACAAAGAUAUGCUAAAAAGGAAGGAGAAAGAAAAGAAGAAGAGGAAAAGGGAAGGGAAAACAGAAGAAGAGCUAAAAAAAGAUCUCCCUGAAAAGAUUAGGCUGAUAAAAUUACUUGAAAAAGUAAUUCCCCAGGAAGAUGGUUCUACUGGAGAGAUUAAAAAGAUACUUACGGAAGAGUUGGAAGAGGAAUGUGGUCAGCUGCUGGAAACGGAUAAAGCCGCCAAAUUAGAUAGGGGCAUCAUAGAUUCAUAUAGGGAAGUGAUGAUGGCUACAGAUCUGUAUGACUUCUAUGAAAAGCUGGAAAAGAUUAGACACGUCUUGGAAAAUCAGAUGAAGGCUCUUGGAAUUGGUGCCAGCUGCAGGGUACAAAAUGAAAAGAUCAAAGAAUUUGAAUUGAACAGACAUGCCUUAGUACGCGCAUUUGAGCAUCUCACUCAGUAUCCAUUUGAUGAGGAUGAUCAAAAAGAUUUCGCUAAACAUAUUACUCAUUUAGUGGUGAUGAUAUGUGAAGCUACGAGAUUUGAACCAAUUGCAGAGCACAUUAAACGCAGUUACACACUUGAAUUAGGCUCUAAAUUGAGUGAUAAAAAUGUUGCUCUGAUAAAUAUGUGGAGUGAUAUAUCAGGCGUAAUGGUACGUGGGUGGAGUUACAAGGGUGAAAGAGAUUUCGGGUUGGAAGAUUUAAUGAAGGCGGUUACAGUUAGCAGAGCAAGAGAGUGGAAGGGAUUAGGUAAAGAGUUAUAAUUAACAGCGUUAGCCUCAGACCCUAAAAUUGAGACAACCCGACUCUAUGGACUACUUGUCUGGAAAGCAAAGAUGGCAUGCAGAAGAAUCUCAUACUACUUUUGAUUCAGUGUGGAAUAAGAUUGUCUUCUGAGUUGAUUUGUCAGGUCUUUGUUUGGGAUUGUGAUUUGUGCAUAUCUUUGUUUGGGAUUGGAAUUGUCUUUUUGAUUAUAUGUUCAUGUGUUGUCUGUUUAGCUCAUGCAGCAAACCAUUGUUGUUUCCAUUUUAUGUUGUUGUUUCUCAAGACUAUAUAUGUGUGGAUU